Colletotrichum abscissum is the source of this 1686-nucleotide messenger RNA. Its product is annotated as cytochrome P450 52A11. The transcript has 5 exons. The record is from RefSeq and is a predicted model, not a curated record. Gene Ontology annotation, molecular function: oxidoreductase activity, acting on paired donors, with incorporation or reduction of molecular oxygen; monooxygenase activity; heme binding. The coding region runs from base 1 to 1686 and encodes 561 amino acids. NCBI's taxonomy places the organism in Eukaryota, Fungi, Ascomycota, Sordariomycetes, Glomerellales, Glomerellaceae.
AUGUUAAGUCCUUUGUCAGUGGCGCUUUUGGCGCUACCGGCGCUUCUCUUGUACCUGUACUCUGCCCUCAGCUAUCGCCGGCUGAAGCAAUACGCCAACUUUCCUCAGCUGAAGCCUUCAAUAGUAUGGGGUCACCUCAAGGCCAUAAACGAACACCACGUGAAGCGCAAUGAGAAGGACUCUCAACUCGAUCCCACCAUGGGAGAUAUGCUCGAGGAGAUCGGUAACCCUCCCAUCAUGCUUCUAGACCUUCGUCCAGUCAGCCGGCCCCUACUGGUCAUCCGAAGCCAUGAGAUCGCGGAGCAGGUAUCAAGACAAUCAAAGAUGUGGCCCUACAGCGCACCAAAGUCCGACACCAUGAUGUAUCUCACACCGCUGCUGGGCGAGAAGUCAAUCGUAAUGUCUCAAGGCUCCGGAUGGAAAGACAUGAGAAAGCAUUUCAACCCUGGCUUCGCUCCCCAGCACCUCAUGAGUCUGAUGCCAGUAAUUUUGGAAAAGACUCAGACCUUCCUCGCCAAACUCGACGAACUCGUCAGGACGGGUGAAGAGUUUGAGCUGGAGCCUUUGUGCACUAAUCUUACUUUCGAUAUCAUUGGUGCCGUGACGAUGGAUGUUGAUCUUAACGCACAGCUUCCCGAGGACCAACAAAUAGAGUUCAUUAAGGGUUACAAGGAGUUUUUGACCUCAUACAGGGAGGGCAGUGGUAUACUGAAGUGGUGGGAGAACCCGCAGCUGGGCAGGAAACGAAGGCGACUUGCCAAGUCUUGCAACGUCUUCCUCGAGGAUGUCAUUCGUCGCAAAUUCAACGAUGUGAAGCAGGACAAGGGGUCAUCGAGCCGGAGUAUUCUGGCUCUCAGCUUGAAAGACACACAGGUCUUGACACAGGAUAUCAUCGACGGGACGAAGGAUCAACUCAAAACCUUCAUGUUCGCAGGGCACGACACCACCAGCAUCCUCCUCCAAUGGGCCUUUUACGAGUUAUCAAGGACGCCUCGGGCAAUGAAGAGCCUUCGGACUGAGCUAGAGAGCCUCUUCGGCCAGGACUUGAGCCCCGAAGUCGUCCGGGAAGCUCUACUCGCCAGGGGUGAGGAGAUCACCCAGAAGAUGACCUAUACCUCGGCAGUCAUUAAGGAGAUUCUGCGCCUGUACCCACCAGCUGGGACCGCGCGCCUUUGCCCCCCGGGCGCGAACUUUCACUUGCAGUUACCAGACAACAGCAGCCUCUGCGUUGAUGGGAUGGUUCUGUACAACUGUGCCACUCUCAUCCAGCGAGACCCUGACGUCUAUGGAAGCACUAAAGACGAUUUCGUACCCGAGCGAUGGCUCGGGAAUACGGACACGUCAAUGGCAACGAAUGACGACGAGAAGAUGGGCAUUGGCAAAGCUGGCGAGAACGAGAUUCCCGCCGCCGCAUGGAGACCUUUUGAAAGGGGUCCUAGAAACUGCAUCGGACAGGAGCUUGCCAACAUCGAGGCCAGGGUGAUUUUGGCUAGUGUUGUGGGUAAGUAUGUCUUUGAAAAGGUCGGUCUAGGGGAGGCUACGCUGGACGAGAAGGAUCGUCCCAUCAUCAACGAAAAGGGGCAAUACAGGUCCAAUACACAGCUUUACAACACGAGACAAAUUACUGCCCGGCCGGUUGACAAUAUGAGGGUCCGAGUGAAGCACCAGGUCCCAACUAGAGCCUGA